Daldinia vernicosa is the source of this 1139-nucleotide messenger RNA. RefSeq names its product alpha-N-methyltransferase NTM1. Gene Ontology annotation, molecular function: N-terminal protein N-methyltransferase activity. The transcript is spliced from 3 exons. The record is from RefSeq and is a predicted model, not a curated record. Gene Ontology annotation, biological process: N-terminal protein amino acid methylation. Gene Ontology annotation, cellular component: cytoplasm. Bases 354 to 1055 code for a protein of 233 amino acids. Lineage: Eukaryota; Fungi; Ascomycota; Sordariomycetes; Xylariales; Hypoxylaceae.
GUGCAACCACAAGUGCCCACUAUAAUCCCGCCGGCGCACGUGAUGCUCAGGAGAACAUCACUCCUCCCUCUUGUGGUAGUGUUUGGUAGUGUUCUUUCUCUGUUGGUGAAACAACCAACACAAGUCUUGCGAAACAAACUUAUACCCUAUCAACUGCCUGCUUUGUAUCUUUCUUCCUACUUUGCACGUGUAGUACGCGAUGGAAUGCCAAUAACACAAUACCCGCAUUUCCUUAUAACCGCCAUUAUAAAUUUUUCUCUAGAUACCUACCUCUAAAUCUUUUCUAGACCCCCCUUUUUAAGUACUUAGAGGAACCAAUUGAAGAAAUAAGAGAUACAGCACUUAUAGACAAUAUGGCUCCCCUCGCAACAAAUACAGAUGCCCCAGACUCCCUAAUCAGCGCCGACGACGGCCGCAAGUACUGGUCCGGCAUCGACCCCGACGUCAACGGCAUGCUGGGCGGGUACCCUGCCGUCUCACGAAUCGACUUAAGAGGCUCGCGGAGCUUCCUAGCUAAGCUCGGCUUGGGCCGUACUAAGGGCGUCAAGGCUGUAAAUAGGGCGAUGGAGGGCGGUGCAGGCAUCGGACGCAUAACGCAAGGGCUACUCCUCGACAUUGCAGAGACAGUCGACAUCGUCGAGCCCAUCGCCAAGUUCACAGGCGCGCUUGAGGGCCGGCCGGGAGUAGGCCAAAUCUACAACGUCGGGCUUGAGGAGUGGCGGCCUGACGAUGACGCCGAAUACGACCUCAUCUGGAACCAGUGGUGUCUCGGUCACCUGACCGACCAGCAGCUCGAAGAAUUCUUACGACGGUGCAGCGCUGUGCUCAGUGUCGGCGACGAUGGGAAGACGAAAGGGGUUAUCGUGGUAAAGGAGAACUUGAGUGCGUCCGAGGAGGACUUGUUUGACUCGGAAGACAGCAGUGUGACGAGGCAAGACGAGACGUUCAGGCGCAUCUUCGAGGAGGCGGGAUUGCGCAUAAUCAGGACGGAGAUACAGCACGGGUUCCCCCAUGAGCUAUACCCCGUGCGCAUGUACGCAUUGAAGCCUAAAUAAAGCUAAUAAAUGAGUAAAAUAUCUUAAUAAUCCUAUUGCAAUAGAGCCUUAGUAAUGCUGGCUUCUUCAUUCCUUCUCCUUGGU